This is a messenger RNA of Dalotia coriaria, 6305 nucleotides long. RefSeq names its product par-1 (gene par-1). Lineage: Eukaryota; Metazoa; Arthropoda; Insecta; Coleoptera; Staphylinidae. The record is from RefSeq and is a predicted model, not a curated record. Gene Ontology annotation, biological process: protein phosphorylation; intracellular signal transduction; microtubule cytoskeleton organization. Gene Ontology annotation, cellular component: cytoplasm. The coding region runs from base 759 to 3881 and encodes 1040 amino acids. The transcript has 13 exons. Gene Ontology annotation, molecular function: ATP binding; protein serine/threonine kinase activity; tau-protein kinase activity.
GUAUGAUUGAGUCACCGCGUCAGAAGUCGAUAUCUGUUCAACCAACGGUGCGCUCAUGCGAACAUCGCAUGCGCGUUUCGCUGAGUAAACAUUACUUGGGGCUUUCGUAAACAGCCUAUACUGCCUGCAACCGUAGUCCUCCGCAUUAACAAGUUGCGGAGUAGGAGAGGAAAUAUAAUGUUACAUCACAUGAACGCGCCGCUUGCACGCUCUGUGUUUUAAACAAUGUUCGAAACAAAAAAAAGUGCUGGAAACGAAUGACUAACACAAAGUCGAAACCAUCAACAUUAUACAGUUCUCGUCUGUUGGUUGGCGGACUGAUGUUUCGCAUUAUUAUGGUACCUUUGUGGAACAAAUGUACUAGGAGCGUAACAGUAUGCGCCGUACCGUUAAAUAGGUAACCUCGGUAUCGAGCAAGCUCCGUGUUACUGAGCAACAAAUAUCGAAUGCAACGUAUAACCACGCGCGCCGUGUUUCGUAUUUUUAUUAUAUUUGUGCGCUGCGCGCCGUUGUCUCGUUGGCUGCGAUAGUUAUCAUUUCGCUCUUAUCGCCGGCGAUAAGCGAGACAAUCAAGUUUACCUUUGUAAUUGGAUUCAGCACUGUGGAUUGGUGUCGUUAAAGUCUAUAAUAUUUGUGUGUGGCGCGGCAAUCUCGCAAGACUAGUACACAUAAGCAAUUGAGUGUUGGGUGGUUACAUAAAAUCCAAAUCAUGGGGCGUGAUUAGUGGUUGCAAAAAGUGAGCGUGACCGCGCAUCAGUAUGAGCCAGGUCACCAGUGGUUAUAUCAACAGCAAGGAUAUUCCGAAAUCGCCAAAAUUCGAACGUGCUACUUAUAGAGGCCACUUUACUGAAAAAUAUAUAAAUACUUUGCGACGCAAAGGUUCUUGGACGGGCGUUAAGGAUAUCACCAGGGUUGCCGUGCAAAGUGAUAACAUGCCCUUGAAGCCGGGAAAAACGGACUCGGUAAAAACUAAGUUCAAGUUGAUGCCAACCACGAAAAAUGUAUACACAUUACCGCAGCCCACAAACUCCACAACUACACAGGCGAAACCAGGCGCGUCUAAUAACAGUCCACCAGCAAAAAAGGGUUUUAUAAGUUUGGGGGACACAAAUGUCUACUCAUUGCUACCAUCUAGUGCCCCACCUAAAACGAUUCCGCCGCCAAAAUUAAUUAAUCCGAUUGACUCAGCGGUUAAAACAGCCGACAUGGAUUUAAUGACUUUAGCACCACUAGAAAGUUUGAUAAACACAUACGAGAUCGAGGCGAAGAAAUCGAAGAAUAUGGAACGUUUUGAAGAGAUGCUCAGUAAAGUAAAAGGCGCGUCAUCGGCAGCCAAACAAACCGAUGCUGCUGAAAAGGAUAAGAAUACUUCUCCUACACUCCCAAAACGUCCCGCCAGUCCUAUCAAACAAAAACUGGGAGUUUAUCAAGGUGUUUCAAAUUUUAUGAAACCUGGUAUUAGUGAUAUGCAAGCACCGCUUGAAGAACCAUCAUUGCGGCGCACAAAUCGUUCGAGUACUUCCGAAGUGGAGAAAUCAGAACCACCGAGAAAGAUUCUUCUAAGCAGGACCGUUUCCGCUGCUCAAGAAGCGGUGGAACGUGCGCCUAAAUCUGUUGGUGUACCAAAACCAAGACCCAGAAAGAGUGGAAAUGACAGCUCAGAAACAACAACGGUUAAAUCAUCCCAAUCGGCCCAUCGGAAUAGACGGGCCGGCGAAGAACCCACCAUAGGGAAAUAUAAAUUGCUCAAGACCAUUGGCAAAGGUAACUUUGCCAAGGUAAAAUUGGCCAAACAUUUGCCCACCGGUAAGGAGGUUGCAAUAAAAAUUAUCGAUAAAACGCAACUGAAUCCAGGUUCGCUACAAAAAUUAUUUAGAGAAGUUAGGAUAAUGAAAAUGUUAGAUCAUCCAAACAUAGUGAAACUAUUUCAAGUGAUUGAAACCGAUAAAACUUUGUACCUGGUCAUGGAGUAUGCAUCCGGCGGUGAGGUCUUCGACUACCUUGUGCUCCAUGGUCGAAUGAAGGAGAAGGAAGCGCGCGCCAAAUUUCGGCAAAUCGUUUCCGCUGUACAGUAUUGCCAUCAGAAGAGGAUAAUUCAUAGAGAUUUAAAGGCUGAAAACUUACUGUUGGACAGUGAAAUGAACAUUAAAAUAGCGGACUUUGGAUUCUCGAAUGAAUUUACGCCUGGCAACAAAUUAGACACGUUCUGCGGCAGUCCUCCGUAUGCGGCACCCGAAUUAUUCCAAGGUAAAAAAUACGAUGGGCCGGAAGUGGAUGUGUGGUCUUUGGGAGUGAUAUUGUACACUCUAGUCUCUGGUAGCUUACCCUUCGACGGUUCGACGUUGAGGGAACUUAGGGAACGCGUGCUUAGAGGGAAAUACAGGAUUCCAUUCUACAUGUCAACGGACUGUGAGAACCUGCUCAAGAAAUUUCUGGUGCUUACGCCUACGAAAAGAGCCUCCCUUGAGUCAAUCAUGAAAGAUAAAUGGAUGAAUAUGGGGUACGUUGGUUACGAGAACGACGAACUCAAACCGUACAUUGAGCCACAACCAGAUAUGUCGGACCAGAAACGCAUUGAGGCGUUGCUAUGUUUGGGCUAUACUAGGAAUGAAAUCGAGGGAGCUUUGGAUAAUCCCAAUUAUGAUGAUUUGUUUGCAACGUAUAUUUUAUUGGGCCGGAAAAGCACUGACCCGGAAAGCGAUGGCAGCAGAAGUGGGAGCUCACUUUCGCUCCGUGGCAUAACUGGACAGCAGGCAGUAGGUGCAGUUCAACCCACUGCCCAGAGCCCAUCUCAUCGAGGUGUGCACCGGUCUAUUUCUGCUACGAACGCGAAACCCAAUCGACGGGCGUCGAGCGGAGGAGAAACUUUGCGUGCAGGACCGCAGACAAACCAAGUAGCAGUGCCUCAGGCCAACAACCACAGUUCGGGUUUCAAGAGGCAAAAUACGAUCGACAGCGCCACAUUAAAGGAAAAUUCGGCGCGGAUGAUCGGCGGUACACGUCCAGCCACUGCGCAACCGAAGACCACCACCGAAAACAGUGUACAAAGUCCAGGUAAGCAACGCACGGUCGUUAAGAACAACCAGAUAUCAAGCACAAACCAACCUCCUCUGACUUCAGGCGGAUCAGUCGUUCGAAGAUGUACGAUCAGUUACGAGGACAAGUCCAAUUCCAUGGAGAAUUCAAAUUUGACGUCAGACCGUAUACCAAUAGGGUUGGGUAGCACAGGGGAUACUGUGCGGCCUGGCAAAGGACACGUUAAGUCAGCUUCGGUCAGUAGUAGUGGCCCAGAACCCACUACGGCGGACCCAUUGCGUUCUAGCCGCGGAGGUGCACAAGCCAGAGGAGGAGGCGUGGCGUUUCCAAGAAAUACGUCUUCUCGUAGUACUUUCCAUUCUGGUCAAACACGGCAAAGGGUAGCUUAUCCCCCAGCGCAGCAGCAGGGACACACAUCGUUUUUCUCAAAGCUGAGUUCCAGAUUCUCCAAGAGAGCAUUAGAACCUGGUCAAACCACUAAACAAGGCACAUCUCCUCUACCUAUAAGCGGAGUUGUAAGCAAUCAAAACGACGACCAGGUGAAGCCGCGAUCGUUGCGAUUUACCUGGUCCAUGAAAACGACGUCAAGUCGGACUCCGAAAGAAAUCAUUACCGAAAUAUGUAAGGUGCUCGACGCCAACAACUGCGACUACGAACAACGCGAACGAUUUUUGUUGUUAUGCGUUCAUGGUGACCCCAAUACGGAUAGUCUGGUGCAAUUUGAGAUUGAAGUUUGCAAGUUACCCCGCCUGUCUCUUAAUGGCGUUAGGUUCAAAAGAAUUUCAGGUACUAGUAUUGGUUUUAAGAAUAUUGCCAGUAAGAUAGCAAACGAACUGAAACUGUGACUGCCUGUUUGUACGGACGAAUCUACGGACCCUGCGUAAAUGAAUGCAACCGCCGAACACACAAAUGAAUCAUUAUUGAAAAUGAUCGCGAACAGUGUAGUGAACUUCACCAUGCAAAUGCGUAACUUUUUAACACCCCCGCAAUCAAUUACGAUAAUACUAAUAACUUAAUGAUUAAUUGCAAACCGUGUUUGGACAUUCAGCAGCGCGGGCAAAACGUUUGACCCGUCUCGUACGCGAAAACCAGUUUCACCCUGUGACAAUUCGGAUGGAUCAAUACCUGUGAACAAAAAUACAGCAAGUAAACAGAUGCAAGUCCCUAAUGACGAAAUGAUGCUUCGGUUGCUCCUUGAUAAGCAACACUAAACAAACUGAACUAACUUAAUUUUUACAUAAAUCAUUAACCAAAUCAAGUCGAUUUUGAAUGUGUUGUUCUUCACGAUCACUACACAAUCACGUUAAUAAUCAUAUAAAAUGAACUCGACACGUUUAGACAUCUGUAAUAACUAAAUGAUGGAAACUUGCAUGUUUAAUGAAACGUUAGUAUAUAAGACUUUUACAACGUUUUUUCAACAUGUUUUCUUGUGUUUCAUGAAGUAAGAUCUUAACGAACAAUUUUAAACUAAACGAUUUAUUGCUAAGUAUUGAAGCUUAUAACACAAUAUUUAUUGAUGAGAGAUUUUUGUCAUGCUUGUGAUAUACAUAUGGGGAAUUGAUUAAGGGGGCAAAUUAGAAAGAAGAAUUUAUUUGAAUGUUGAAUAUCACAAUCUGCACUGCUAAAACUGUACUCGAUUUUUAAGUUUGAUCGCAAAUAUUUUCUAAUGGAAUUCUAUGAAAUUAGUACAUUUUUGAGAUCUCCCGAGAAGAAUGCCGAUGCGAGAGGAGCCGAAAUUUAAUUUACUAGAUACCAAUUGACACUGUCUCCAAGCAUAAUAUUCUGUUCAUGACUGCUACAAUAGUUUCAUGUCAAUAAUGUUCGAACACUGAAGGCGCGGAACUGCAGCACGAACUGUAUUUAGCUGCAGAUGACGUUUAUACAUGUUUUAAGCCAGAAUAAAUUAUGGGUUGGAAAUUUCUUGAAUACUUGUACCCAUGAAACGAUCGAAUUAUGAACACAUUUGGAAAUACAAUACGUAACAUUUGUAGUUGAUAGUAUCUACAGACAUGAUGUCCCUCUUGGAAUAGUAAUUGCGCUUACGUUUAUUUAUCUCCUGUGAAUAAUUGAUCAUCUAAUUUGUUACGAGAUACGUCAAACUCACAGUAUUUAUGGGAUAGUUGACACACAUCUUGAGUACUUCUUUUGUGAAAAGAAUUUAAUUAAGACUUUUAACAACAAUAAGCGAAUUGAUUAAAAUGCGGCUCUAAGAAAAGCUUCUUUAUAGAAUUGUAUUUAUAUAUUAUACAUAUUUUAUUUUUCUUGUAAAUAGGAACUAAAACAACAAAAACAAAAUUUACGAGUGCGAGUGCUGCGCGUGUGUUGCCCGUGUAAAUGAGUGCGUGCGAGUGACAUAAAUUAGAACGCGUUAGUCAUACCGUAACAAUUAUACUAUUAGAAUUGUAACAAUGAUUUUUGAUUUUGAUUAACAUUUGUUUAAGUUAUGUUCAUUUUGGUAUUGAAUUUUGAGCUGCGUAUUACUUUCUGUCAGAUCCAAUACUUUAUCUAGUUGUAAAUAUAUACAUAGAUAACAAUUAUUUAAGUGAAUUUAUAUGAACGAGGCUCACAACAAAUUGUUGUUCAUUGUUGUUGUGUAUUAACGUCGUACACAAACGUGAAUUUAUUAAGAAUAUUUUUCAACACUCAUAAUAGCCGCUUGCGCUAGGCAGCGUUACGUGUUUGCUAUAAAGUUGGACACAGCGCAAUAACAACAUUCGUUGUCACGAACUCAUUCAUCAGUGUACUUAGAUUAUAAACUAUACAACAAAUUCAGAUAUGGGAAACCAAUGAGACGAUUGCCCACGGAAUCAAAUUUUGUUUGCGAUCUCGUUAUACAGAUUGAUGAGUUAUAUACAUACGAUGACUGUUUCGCCAAAAAAUAUAUAUAAAAUUAAAUCUUUUCGAAUGGUGUGUCAAAAUCUGUAUACAUACAUUUAAGAGAAAAUCUCAUGUUUUCUUAGUAACACAACUCUAUUGUCAAAGAAACUACAUUAACAUUGUUUUAUAUUUUGAUGAAAUUUGGUGAUGAGAUUGGCAAGUAAAAUGAAACAACCUAUUAUAAUUAAGUAACAUGGCCCAAGUCAGAAAAUCCAACAGAAUACGAUGUAGUAGUAACAUAAUAUAUAUUAAUUGUUAGGAAGACAGCUUAGGACUUAGCGCUGUAAAGAGCAAUGUUGCUUACCGUAAUACUUUCACAGGGAAUGGGCACUUUCUGUUAGUUAAGCUAUUGAUGAUCAUUUAUAAAAAAUAAAAAUUUAACUUAAAAUUGA